CGUAACUGAAAAACGCCAUAAAGAGAAUGAAAAUGAAUGAGUUCUCUCUCUCCCAUGUAUAAAUUUGUCGACAGAUUCUCUUUUUUCUUGCAUCUCAUCGUUUCCAAUUUCCAAUUUCCAAUUUCCAUCCCUGUUGUGUUCCUCUCUUUGACUUCCCCAAAACACACGUAUUACGUAUAUACAUAUACUAUUCCCUGUUGUAGAACUUGCUAGAACGUUCAUCGGAGAUGGCCUCGCCGCUGGAAGAGCAGCGAAACCGAGAGGAUUCGCCGGAGACCAAAGAAAUGUUACAUAAGACGAAACUAAUUCAAUUUUUGGGGAGGAAUACUCCGAUUAUCCUUCAAAACGAUAAUGGACCUUGCCCUCUCCUCGCUAUCUGUAAUGUUCUAUUGUUGAGAAACAAUAUGAAUCUGAGCUCAGAUGUAGGUGAAGUGUCACAGGAGAAAUUGCUUUCACUAGUGGCAGAGAGGUUAAUUGAUUCAAACAGCAAUGUUAAUAAUAAAGAUGCAGGGUAUGUUGAAAAUCAGCAACAAAACAUAGCUGAUGCCAUUGAUUUACUUCCCAGAUUAACAACUGGCAUUGAUGUGAACUUAAAAUUCACAAGAAUUGAUGAUUUUGAGUUCACAAGAGAGUGUGCGAUAUUUGAUUUAUUAGACAUCCCACUUUACCAUGGUUGGAUUGUUGAUCCACAGGAUUUUGAUACUGCUAGUGCGAUUGGGUUAAAGUCCUACAAUACAAUAAUGGGGGAACUCGUUGCCCUUGAAACUCAAAAUGUGGCAAAUGACAUAAAUAACCCUGAAGAAGAUUGUGUUGAUUUUGUAGCUGCAACAACAGCCAGUUUAGGUGUCCCUUCACCAUCCCUUUCCAGAGUUAAAUCUUUUGAUGAUUCUCCCCAUUCUGUUUCUGAUGAGAAAAAGGAAAGAAAAGGUGAUCUUCAAGAGGAAGAAGAGCUAUUAAAAGCUUUGCAGCUAUCAGUGACCAACAGUCCAACUACGAUUGAGAGUAAAACUGAUUCCGAUCUCAAAACUCCGGAAUCAGUGAUUCCAGAGAAAGUACAUACUGGUGCUGAACAUGAAAAUGAAAAAGCCUUGAAGCUAUCCGAGACUGAAAGUCUAACUACAGCUGUGAAUGACAUUGAUUCCGAUCCCAAAAAGCUGGAAUCAGUGAUUCCGGAGGAAUUACAUACCGGUGAAAACAAUGAGCCUUGUAUACAAAAACCUUCUACAGAUAAUGAUAACAAUGGAAUGAACAAAUCCAAUGAUGAUUUAACUUUUGAAACAGUUCCAUGUCAAGAAGCUUGUUCUUCUUCACAAGGGGAUAAUGAUAAAAUCCAUAAUACUGGAGAUCAAAAAAUACAUGAUGAAUCAGUAAAGGGCAAUGAUGUAAAUGUAGAAGGAAACGCUGAAAGUGUUGGUGGGACAUUGGAUGAUAUGUCAUCAUGCUUAUCUGCACCUAUUCCAGGUGAGGAACAUAUACAGGAGACGAGUACCACUGCAAAUUAUGAAAAUGGAGAGCCAAUGUAUGAAGGUGAGGUGGUUUUAGCAGAACAAGUGGACAAGGGCAAAGAUGGAAUUACUCCAAAACAAGGGGAACUGAUCAGGAAUUUUCUCAAGAAUAGUGCUAGUCAGUUGACUAUAUAUGGGUUGUUUUCAUUGCAAGAAGGUCUAAAAGAACGUGAACUUUGUGUGUUUUUCAGGAAUAACCACUUCAACACAAUGUUUAAGUUUGAGGGUGAACUAUAUCUUUUAGCUACGGAUCAAGGGUAUAUUAGUCAACCUGAUUUGGUAUGGGAAAAGCUUAAUGAGGUGAAUGGAGAUUCGGUGUUUAUGACUGGUAAUUUUAAGGAAUUCAAUGCUGAAAGUCAGGAAUCCCACUCGUGGGAUGAACAGAAUGCAUUGGCUAAUACAGCUGACUAUCUUGCAAGCAUUGACAAUUCACCACAAGAGAACACGGGCUUUAACUCUGAUCUGCAAUUGGCUAUAGCUCUUCAGCAACAAGAAUUUGAGCAACAGCAACAACAACAACAGCCACCAUCACCACAACCACCACGCAAUGACACAGCUGGAGAGUCUGGGUUUAUUACAGGUCCCCAGCAUGUGCAGCCAUCAAGGCCAAAGAGUUCAUCUUCAUCUUCAUCAUCGAAGCAGGAAUCGAAGUCAUCAAAGGAGAAGUGCACUGUGAUGUGAUGUGAAGAAUUGUAAUUUCAACGUGGUUUUAAGUUUUAACAUUUCCAAACAUUCAAAGUGUG
Messenger RNA from Lactuca saligna, 2248 nucleotides. The record is from the annotation of a GenBank genome assembly. NCBI's taxonomy places the organism in Eukaryota, Viridiplantae, Streptophyta, Magnoliopsida, Asterales, Asteraceae.